GAUCGGCCCAUGCGUUUUCGGAAUUCUCAGGCGUUAGUUCACAUGGUAACUUGUAAGAACGACGAGACGCCGAACGUAACCAGAGAGAAGACAGGGGAGAGAGAGAGAAUAUAUUGUCCGUGUUUGUUCGACUGUUCGUUCAUAGGCCUCCCGGCCCUCCCGCAGUCUCUCUUCCAAGAUGCAAGUACAUCGCAGGGUCCCGGAGCUCCUUUUUAGGUUUUACUGAAUCCCCUGGUCCCCGACGAAGAAAAUUGAUUGGAAAUCGGCGGAGCACUUGUACCUUCACAGCCUCGCGGGUGUUGCUACUCAGCUGGUGGUUAAAACAAAGCUCAAGCUGCAUUUUUUUGAUUGCUUUCCGUGAGGAUUUAACAUAAAAGCAUCUCACCGAUCUUCUAGGUCCUGUUAAUGGGUGCUCCGAAGCAGAAGUGGACUGCAGAAGAAGAAGCAGCCCUUAAAGCCGGAAUAGCAAAGCAUGGGGCCGGCAAAUGGCGCACAAUACUGAGAGAUCCUGAAUUCAGUAGCAUAUUGUCUAUGCGUUCGAACGUGGACCUCAAGGACAAGUGGAGAAAUAUGAGUGUGACAGCACAUGGAUGGGGAUCUAGGGAUAAGGCUCGAUUAGCCCUCAAAAGGAGUCAACAAUUCCCUAAACAAGAUGACAACCCGAUGGCUAGUGAUGAAGAAAUAAUUGAUGCAAACCCCCUUGCACUUUCUAGCGAAACAUUGCAGACUGCUGGUCUAAAAAAACCUAUGACAAGGUUAGACAAUCUUAUAUUGGAAGCGAUAUCCACUUUGAAUGAACCUACAGGUUCUAACAAGACUGCUAUCUCUACAUACAUUGAGGAUCAAUGCUGGGCUCCUUCAAACUUCAAAAGGCCAUCAUUGUCUGCAAAAUUGAAACAUUUGACAGCAACUGGGAAAUUAAUUAAGGUGAUUCAUGCGCCAAGUCUCUGGGUAAAGCGUAAGUACAGAAUAGCACCAACCUCGAUUUUCUUGGAAGGACGAAGAAUAAACUCUGGGUUGGCACUCAUUGAGGGAAGACAGAAAGAUUCAGAAAAAGAUGAUGUGAAGAUAUUUACUAGAUCCCAGGUAGAUGCAGAGCUGGCCAAGAUGAGACACAUGACUGCAAAAGAGGCUGCUGCUGCUGCUGCGCGGGCAGUUGCAGAGGCGGAAGCGGCCAUGGCUGAAGCUGAAGAAGCAACAGGAGAGGCGGAAGCGGCAGAAGCUGAUGCGGAAGCAGCACAAGCCUUUGCUGAGGCAGCGAUGAUGACGUUGAAUGGCAGAAACUAUUCAAAUCUGGUAAAAUUCUACCUUCAUGUGUACAUGUGUGUGUGGAUUUGCAUAUUCACUUUAUGAAGUAGUUUAUAGAGGGAAAAAAAUUCUACAUGGCCUUUAUUGACUUAAUUAAGAAAUAUGGUAGUGUAUCUAUUGGCUGCAAAAGGGUAUCAAGUUGCAAUAAUGAUGUAAUAGGGAUAUCUUCAAUGGAACAUCGUUUUCAAGGCA
This is a messenger RNA of Macadamia integrifolia, 1500 nucleotides long. RefSeq names its product telomere repeat-binding factor 1-like. Lineage: Eukaryota; Viridiplantae; Streptophyta; Magnoliopsida; Proteales; Proteaceae. The coding region runs from base 406 to 1353 and encodes 315 amino acids. Gene Ontology annotation, cellular component: nucleosome. Gene Ontology annotation, biological process: nucleosome assembly. The record is from RefSeq and is a predicted model, not a curated record. Gene Ontology annotation, molecular function: double-stranded telomeric DNA binding. The transcript is spliced from 7 exons.